UUUGAGAUUCAAACAUGUCUUUAUUUGACCAUAAUUUUUUCAUAUAUAGUUUAAAUAUUUUGAUUUACCAAUUAUAAUGACUUAUAAUACUUUUACGUAGUUUUUAAAUAUGUGAAUUUUUAUUUCAAAAGACUUAAAGAUUCAAUGCCUGAAUUCACGACCUAAAUUAAACCAUUUGACUGUUGAAAUUUCGAACUGUGUCACAUAAUUGGGACAGAACAGUAGUUAUUUGCUUUCAAAUUUUGAAAUAUGUCAUUUAUUUUGAAAAAGAUUAAAUGUGUCACAUAUACUGAAAUAGAUAUUACUGGAAAAUAUGUUGUAAUAGGUAAUUAGGAUUUGAAGACAUUAAGAUUUAGGAGCACGAUUUUUUUGAACUAACAAUUUUGACCCCUCACGUUAUUAUCACAAAAUAGCUUUCCCUCCAUGCUCAUGAGAAAAAGACAAACCAAAAAGAGAGGCAACGUACGUUUUUUCGUACAUUCAAAAAAGGAAAAAGAAAAAAAACAGGUAGCAGAGUGCCAUUGGAUGCUUUAUUCUUGGCUCUGCAACUCUUUUUUUAACAUCCUGAUAAUGAUGAAGUACUAAACUUUGCAUAACCCCUUUUUUAUAUCUCCUUUUCUAAGGAGCUGAAUCUUGAAAACAAACUUUUGAUAUCUUUUUGAAAAAAAAUAAAAAUGGGAGGGAGUAUGGUAGAAAGUAGAGGAGGUAGUGUAGUUUGGGUGCAAAGACAAAAUGGAACAUGGUGGCCUGGUAGAAUAUUGUGUAGUAAUGAAAUCCAAACUUGUGGCAUUCUUUCUCCUACUAACGUCACUUCAAGAUUUCCCAUUAAGCUUCUUGGUCGAGAUAAUGCUUCUGUGUAUUGGUACAAUUUGGAGAAGUCUAGACGCGUAAAGGCAUUUCGAUGUGGUGAGUUUGAUGGUUAUAUCAAAAAGGCUGAAUCGUCCAAGACUUUUACCAAUACUAAAAGCCUGAAAUAUGCACAUCGAGAAGAUGCCAUUCUUCAUGCUCUUGAACUUGAGAAGCAAGACCAGGAGAAAUUAGAAAGUCCAGUAUUAGUGUCUGGAUUCAAAGAGGGUGAGACACAUGGAGAAAGUAAUCAAAAAGCAAAGAGAAGCAGAUGCUUUUACUCCCCUAACGACUCGAUAUCUUUCUUGGAGAAAUCAGUUCAUUCUCAAUCAUCAAAGAUGAUUCCCACAUCUAAUCAAGCUGCAGAAAAUUCUUCUUCCAAGUCUACGAGUUCCUUGAAGAGCGAUUCAAAGAGUUCACAUAGAAAGAGAGAAACAACUGCAGGUAACAACGCAUUGAAACCAACAAAGAUGAGCUUCAAGGUUGUAAGUCGUCCAGCAGUCAACAAAUGGAAGCAAAAAGGGAAAAUGCCUAAUCAACAGUUUAGGAGCAAAUCAGCUGUUUCAACUAAUGAAAGUAGUAGUGAAUUUGGAUCCAAUGAGAUGUCUCAGCCUAGUCCAGGGAACAGUUUCUCGGAGGACACCAGCAGCCUUAGUUCAAACUUCAUCCCGCGGAAGAAUAGUACUAAGACAUUAAUGGAUGUGCAUAUGGCAGUUCAAGGCACCUAUAGAGUAGAGCAUACUCCCCUUGUUUCUCUAACGAGUAGAUUAAACGGAAAGGCAAUCAUUGGGCACCCCAUCAACAUAGAAGUGUUAUAUGAUAGUUCAAUUCUUCCUGCUAAAAAGGAGAGCUCUUAUCAGCUGAAAAGCACUAACAGGAUGCCUCAACUUGUUUGGAGAAAGUCAAAGAGAACUCCCGUCUGUUACACAAGUUCUACUUCCUCUUUUGCAACUAAGCAUGAGAGCAUUCAGCAAAGCAACAAGAAACUUGGAGAUUCGAGUUCCCAAGCAAGAAAAAAUGGCCCCUUUAAUACUAAGUCUCGUGGGAAGUUAUCGAAGAAGCCAAACGUGUCAAAGAAUAAACCAAGAACAGUACUGCCUUCUGUUACAUGUGUGCCUGUGAAAGACAUAUUCAUCAAGUUAAUCGGGGCACUUGGAAAUGUUUGAUCCUUAGCAGGAGGUGUUCAUAACUUGAGUAUUUAUUGCCCUUUAUGAUUUUCUGAGUAGGAGAAGCUUUCUGUAAAUAUUACAGUUUGCUUAGUUUUUGCUGACAUUAUGAGAAAUGUAAAUUGACAUACUAAAGUAGGUUAAUGUCUCCUCUGUAAGUAUCCUUAACUUACAAAAAUAUGACAAAAAGAUUGCUCAGCCUUUUGUUCUUCCAACAUGAAAUCUAUCUAUUAGUCGGUUCUAGUAAGA
Lycium ferocissimum is the source of this 2261-nucleotide messenger RNA. RefSeq lists its product as uncharacterized. The transcript has 4 exons. The record is from RefSeq and is a predicted model, not a curated record. NCBI's taxonomy places the organism in Eukaryota, Viridiplantae, Streptophyta, Magnoliopsida, Solanales, Solanaceae. Bases 675 to 2012 code for a protein of 445 amino acids.